UACACGGUAGUCAGCCGUUGUAAUAUAUACACGUACAAUGCACUUAGCCGAAGUUUCCAGUUUUCACAAACAUAUCCGCUUUACGUACUUCACAAUACAUAUUCAAACAGGGAUUUCCACCAACACAUCUCCUUUACGGAUUUUGAUGCACGAAUUGCUGUUGCCACCGAUACCUGUGUCCUGACUGUGACCAGACGUUUCGUGCCUUGUAUAACAGAGCAGGCUACUUGCUCCUGUUCCGCACCGGUGCGUUUGUACGCGCGAACCGCAUCCGAACAAUGUCCGUUUUUUUCACAUAUCAGUUGUUCCGGGACCUCGGCUUCGUACAACCUCUCUAUCGGAUUCUGGUCGUUUACUAGUAAAUGUCGAUUGCAUAAUAAAAACAUCGUCAGCUGAACUGAACAUAUUGGCAGCAGUACACGAAAUGACCUUGGAAAUAUCUGACAGGUACCUUUGUACUCGGAACACCUCAGCUCAUAUCAAUACCAUUUGGAUCGCAUUUGGAUACCAUCGGCGUUUACUAAUGCCUUGGGGUUGUAUGUGUUUGUGUCAGUGAGUGCAUUUUACAGGUGUGGACAACACAGGUAAACAACUCCAUUCACUGUUAUCCAACUGUCCACCUAUACCAGGUUUAGGGGUCCUAUCGGCCCUCGACAGGCUGUGCUUCCAAAUCACUUAACCAACGUUUGCUCGAGAUUUAUCCUAUACUUAAACGUCCAGAGUACAAAAAGUUUCCAUUCCAACAAAAACUAACAAACCAUGUGAAGAUUUAAAAAAUCCCAAAACCUGCAUCACAACAUUAAUGGCGGCUGCAGAAAACUCAGGUGUGUACUAUUCCAACUUGUCAACGGAGUCAGAGGAAGGUAGUUCUACCAAACAACCGAAAGAUCUGAAUGAGUUGCAUAUGACUGAACUAGAUGGUGAAGAUGAUGGAAUGAGUGAUGAGGAUAAUGAUGGGAUGUAUGCUGUUAUUAUUGACGACACGCUCAGUGUGGACAGUAGUUCGCCAGAACAACGGAGUGAUAACGUCAAACCAGAAGUUGUCACUAGCAGGGGAGAUGCAAUACCAUACCAGGUAAACCAGCCAUUCUCCACUGAGGAGUGUGCUGGAGGAGGAAUGUGCAGUUACGGUGACAGGUCUUACAACACUUUGCCAUGUUUGUCACCAACUUCUACCCAUCACGAUGUGCAACACAUUGCAAUUGCUUCAAAAACAUCAAGUUUUGAGAAUAUGCACAAGAGAAUUAAGCAAGAGCCAUCUGAAUGCAGUGGACAGUUUACAUACUCUAUGUCCAGUCUACAGCUUGAGAGUCAGCUGGUGGACAAAGCCAUUGACAACCUGAUGACCCUGCCACAAGUGUUUACAGAGGUGGUGGAGAGUAAGAAAAGUCAGAGCGCAGAAAUAGAGCUUCAACAACUAAACCUUGUAACAUUACAGAAAGAGUAUGAAGAAGGUGAGAAGGAUAUCAAAGCAUUGAGGGAUGAUGUCUCCAUUGUAACUCACAAUAUCAGUUGCACUAUGAAGUCGGUCAUUGAGGGAACCAAACAGUGUAAUACAUUACAGCAAGAGGUGGCCAGUUAUGUGUUGAUAUGCAAAGACAUUCACCAGGCUGUUCGUUACAAACAGGAGGAGUAUGACCUGCAGAAAAGGAAGAUUGAAAGUUAUCAAAUGAAAAUUGCCGACUAUAUACGUACGGUAGCCCAGCAGGAGAACCAAAGUGACACCAUGAUUGAACUUCGGAAUCACGUAGAUGACGUACAGAGGCUGCAUGAAAAAAAGGCAGAAAUUGAAUUGAAUAAAGAGGAGUUUAUGAAUUUGAUGAACGGGACAUCAGAUAGUCGGGUCACUGAUAACAUAACGUAUCUGACGGGAGAGAUGGAAGGGCAGGCAACAGGUGUUGAAGAUAAGGCUAAACUGAUUGACGAUUUACGGAAUCAGCAAAGACUUCUUGAACAGUCCAUCCUUGUUUUACAUAAGCGUAACGCGGCCCAGCUGACUCGCCUAAGGAGACAACUAAAGGAGGUCUCAAGCCGUAGGAGGCGCUGGAACGACCAGGUCUCACAGCUUGAAAACAUCAUGACCGACCUCAAACAACAACUCCAGCAAUAGUCUGGUACAGUCUUGCUUCUUCAUAACAAACUUCGAUCUUUCGUCGUAUUGUACACUAUUUAUAGUACGCUGGCAGUGAUGGAUGAAAUUCAAGAACACUGACCCAAAUUAUCAUCGGACGUAAAAAGACUUCUGAGACAAAUUGGAAUGAAAUUCAAAAUCAUGGAGACAAAAGAAACAUCGAGCCAGACGGGUAAAAUUAGAAUAAAGAACAAAGAGACAAGCCGUUUAUCUCAAUUUGUAUUCAUUGUAAUGUUCUUUCUGUUACUCGUUACUUUGACAAAAGGAAAUUAGACUUAUAAGUAGAUAUGACUGUUUGGCAUACCGGUGUUAUGUUUGUCGCAAGUAAUUCUUUCUAUUUGUCGUUACUAGAUUCGACUGUAAAUAAAUGUGUGUUUGGCGUAUACGUAGUGGAGUUGGAUUUGUCGUAAGGGAACAUGUCUCUUUGCUCUGUACCACUAUAUCUAAAAUUGUGAAGGAAGAAUAGUGUAAAUGCUUAGAAUUCCAAUGGUAUGAUAUGACUUACAGAGUCAUUUCCAGUUUUAAAAAUUCGUAACUUAAGUUAGAGAAUGUUAAGUUCCUACGUACAUUAUAUGUAUAGAAAAUGU
Molecule: messenger RNA, 2718 nt
Organism: Mizuhopecten yessoensis (Yesso scallop)
Lineage: Eukaryota; Metazoa; Mollusca; Bivalvia; Pectinida; Pectinidae
Exons: 10
Coding region: 803-2110 (435 amino acids)
Source: RefSeq, a predicted model, not a curated record